Molecule: messenger RNA, 2432 nt
Organism: Archocentrus centrarchus (flier cichlid)
Lineage: Eukaryota; Metazoa; Chordata; Actinopteri; Cichliformes; Cichlidae
Product: ATP-binding cassette sub-family G member 2-like
Exons: 18
Coding region: 190-2133 (647 amino acids)
Biological process (GO): transmembrane transport
Cellular component (GO): plasma membrane
Molecular function (GO): riboflavin transmembrane transporter activity; ATP binding; ABC-type transporter activity
Source: RefSeq, a predicted model, not a curated record
GACAUAAAACUGGGCUGACCGCACGCACUAAACCUCUCUGGCUCUGCCAAGCACACGUUUGUCUCUGCAGUCUGAGUCACUGCGCUUCUCUGGAAAGCCUCCUGCGGUUUGGAUGUCUGUCAGCAUCUGUUUUCAUCGCUGUUUCCUGACUAAAGCAGUGUUUUGCAUACAGGUGGAGACAAGGGGAAAAUGUCAGAGGACCAAGUUACGAUGGAGAUGGGGAUAAAUGGAGCCUCCAAAGCUUCUGGUUUGAACCACCAGUCGCACGGCGCCACCGUCAGUUUCCACAGUAUUCACUACAAGGUGAGACAAGGAGGAGGAUUUUUUUGCCGGAAGAAGGCCACGACCAAAGAUAUCCUCAUCGAUCUCAAUGGGCUCAUGAAGCCGGGUCUGAACGCCAUUAUGGGAGCGACAGGAAGCGGCAAGUCAUCGUUUCUGGAUGUUCUGGCAGCUAGAAAGGACCCUGCAGGCCUGACAGGAGAGGUCCUGAUUGACGGAGCUCCUCAGCCCCCGAACUUUAAGUGUCUGUCUGGCUAUGUGGUUCAGGACGAUGUGGUGAUGGGGACUCUGACAGUCAGAGAAAACUUCACCUUCUCUGCGGCCCUGCGGCUCCCAUCGAGCAUCAGUCAGAAAGAGAAAAAGCAGAAAAUUAACAGGCUGAUCGAGGAGCUGGGACUGGGCCGAGUGGCUGACUCCAAGGUGGGCACUCAGCUGAUUCGUGGGAUUUCCGGCGGCGAGAGGAAGAGGACAAACAUCGGGAUGGAGCUGAUCAUUGACCCGCCCGUCCUCUUCCUCGACGAACCCACCACAGGCCUCGAUGCCAGCACGGCCAACUCUGUGCUGCUGUUGCUCAAGAGGAUGGCAAACCAUGGUCGCACCAUUAUCCUCUCCAUCCAUCAGCCUCGAUACAGCAUCUACCGCCUCUUCGACAGCCUCACCCUGCUAGUCAACGGCCAUCAGGUUUAUCAUGGCCCAGCACAGAGUGCACUGGACUACUUCUCAGACAUCGGAUACACCUGUGAACCCCACAACAACCCUGCUGACUUCUUCUUGGAUGUCAUCAAUGGAGACUCGACCGCCGUCGCCCUCAACAGUGGGAAAACAGGUUCAGAUCUAGAUCUAGAUUCAGAAUCAGUAUCAAAGUCCAGAAGAGGGAUUGAGGAGAAACUGGUGGUGGAGUACAGAAACUGCCAGUACUUCAGACAGACCAAAGAAGAGCUGGAGAGGAUCGUCCAAGGAAAGAAGGUGAUCACUACUACUCCCUUCAGAACCAUCACCUACACCACCGGCUUCUUCACGCAGUUCAAAUGGGUUCUCAAGAGGACAUUUCGCAACCUCAUGCUCAACCCGCAGACCUCCAUUGCUCAGAUAGCAGUAACGCUCUUCCUCGCCCUGAUUGUUGGGGCCCUCUUCUUCAAUGUCCAGAAUGACUCCAGUGGAAUUCAGAACAGGACCGGUGCACUCUUCUUCGUCGUUGUGAAUCAGUGUUUCAGCUCCCUGUCGGCUGCCGAGCUCUUCAUCACAGAGAGGAAAAUCUUCACGCACGAGUACAUCAGCGGUUACUACAGGGUAUCGGUCUACUUCCUGUGUAAAAUCCUGUCUGACAUCAUCACACUGAGGACCAUCCCUGCUAUAGUCUUCACCUGUGUGGCAUACUUCAUGAUUGGUCUGAAGCAGACAGUCGGGGCCUUCUUCCUCUUCAUGUUCACCGUCGCUCUGUGUGCCUACACAGCCACCUCCAUGGCUUUCGCCAUCUCAGCUGACCAGACGGUGGUGGCCAUCGCCAACAUCUUCAUGACAAUCACCUGUGUCUUCAUGAUGAUCUUUGCAGGACUGCUGGUGAACAUCCCCUCCAUUGUCAGCUGGCUCGCUUGGUUAAAAUACUUCAGUAUACCCAGAUACGGCCUCAGUGCUCUGCAGGCGAAUGAGUUCACUGGUCUGGAGUUCUGUGACCAACAAAAUACCACGAUCAACCAAACAAGCUGUUUUUCAGGGGAGAAGGUUCUGCAGGAACAGGGCGUGGAUUACUCCACUUGGGGCCUCUGGCAGAAUCACUUGGCCUUGGCCAUCAUGACCAUCUGCUUCCUCAUCAUUACGUAUCUGAAACUGCGCUUCAUCAGGAAGUUCACCUAGACCUUCAGCUUCAGCUCAGGAAUGUUGGUCCUGGAUGUUUUUGUAGAUGUGGAGUUGGAUUUUUUUUUUUCUAAGUUCAGGUUCAGUUUUUGGUUGUAUUUCAUCUAUUCAGGCUCUAAAUAAAGAUCUGUAAUUAUAUAUUUUUUUUGUGAAAUUAUGUUUAUGAAGAUCUUUAUAAAACAGUGAUUAUUUAUUCACUCCUUACUAAUUUUGUAUCACUGAAGUGUAUCAUUGCCUCAACUGUAUCAUAAUUUUUGCACUUUAAAGUUCAGCUUCACAAAUACAAGAAUUUUAUAUUU